Molecule: messenger RNA, 3725 nt
Organism: Lynx canadensis (Canada lynx)
Lineage: Eukaryota; Metazoa; Chordata; Mammalia; Carnivora; Felidae
Gene: TFCP2L1
Product: transcription factor CP2 like 1
Exons: 16
Coding region: 47-1516 (489 amino acids)
Biological process (GO): regulation of transcription by RNA polymerase II
Cellular component (GO): nucleus
Molecular function (GO): DNA-binding transcription activator activity, RNA polymerase II-specific; RNA polymerase II cis-regulatory region sequence-specific DNA binding
Source: RefSeq, a predicted model, not a curated record
UGGUUUGCUGCCACGCCUGGGUCGCGGCGGGUGCGGAGCCGCAGCCAUGCUGUUCUGGCACACGCAGCCCGAGCACUACAACCAGCACAGCUCCGGCAGCUACCUGCGGGACUUGACUAGUGCUCUUCAAAGGGAAAACGAUGUGCUCGCCCUGCCCAUCUUCAAGCAAGAGGAGCCGCAGCUGUCCCCCGAGAGUGAGGCCCGCCUGCCGCCCCUGCAGUACGUGCUGUGCGCUGCCACGUCCCCGGCCGUGAAGCUGCACGAAGAGACCCUGACCUAUCUCAACCAAGGUCAGUCUUAUGAAAUCAGGCUGCUGGAGAAUCGGAAGCUGGGAGACUUUCAAGAUCUGAACACGAAAUAUGUCAAGAGCAUUAUCCGAGUGGUUUUCCACGACCGCCGGCUGCAGUACACGGAGCACCAGCAGCUGGAAGGAUGGCGGUGGAGCAGGCCCGGGGACCGGAUCCUGGACAUCGAUAUUCCACUGUCUGUUGGUAUCUUGGACCCCAGGGCCAGCCCGACCCAGCUGAACGCUGUCGAGUUUCUGUGGGAGCCUUCGAAGAGAGCCUCUGCAUUCAUUCAGGUGCACUGUAUCAGCACAGAAUUCACCCCGAGGAAGCAUGGGGGUGAGAAGGGGGUGCCUUUCCGAGUGCAGAUUGACACAUUUAAGCAGAACGACAAUGGGGAAUACACAGAGCACUUGCACUCGGCCAGCUGCCAGAUCAAGGUGUUCAAGCCAAAGGGAGCUGACCGGAAACAGAAGACCGACCGGGAAAAGAUGGAGAAGAGAACUGCCCAAGAAAAGGAGAAGUACCAGCCGUCCUAUGAGACCACCAUUCUCACAGAGUGCUCCCCGUGGCCCGACAUGGCCUAUCAGGUGAACAGCGCCCCAUCUCCCAGCUACAAUGGCUCUCCAAACAGCUUUGGCCUCGGCGAAGGGAACAGCUCUCCGACCCACCCAGUGGAGACCCUGCCCUUGGGCAAUGAUCACCUGCUUCCAUCGGCCUCGAUCCAGGACGCCCAGCAGUGGCUGCACCGAAACAGAUUCUCACAGUUUUGCCGGCUCUUUGCCAGCUUCUCGGGUGCUGACUUGCUUAAGAUGUCUCGAGACGAUUUGGUCCAGAUCUGUGGCCCUGCCGAUGGGAUCCGGCUCUUUAAUGCCAUCAAAGGCCGGAAUGUGAGGCCGAAGAUGACCAUUUACGUCUGUCAAGAGCUGGAGCAGAACCGAGCGCCCCUGCAGCAGAAGCGGGAUGGCGGUGGGGACAGCAGUCUGUGUGUGUACCACGCCAUCUUCCUGGAGGAGCUGACCACCUUGGAGCUGGUUGAGAAGAUUGCCAACCUGUACAGCAUCUCCCCCCAGCACAUCCACCGAGUCUAUCGGCAGGGCCCCACCGGCAUCCACGUGGUGGUCAGCAACGAGAUGGUGCAGAAUUUCCAGGAUGAGUCUUGUUUUAUCCUCAGUACCUUGAAAGCUGAGAGCAAUGAUGGCUACCACGUCAUCCUGAAAUGUGGCCUCUGAGUGAAAGUCCAGCGUGUGAAGUACGGCCCCCACCCCACAGCCCAGUGGAUUCCCUCGGAUGUAGAAACCGCACCACUCUACGCCGCAGCCUCCCCUGGCGGGCUGUGGCUGGGAGGGACUUGGCCCAGUCCAGGAAGAUCACAGCCCACGAACCAGCAGAACCCUGCGGAUGCAGUCUCUGGUGUACGGAAAGCCAGCGGCUCCUCUCUCCCUUCCUCUUGGCCUCCAGCUUUUGAAUGUUCCUCGUUCUUUUCCCAGCCCUGCUAUCUUAAAGAGGCAAAUGGCAGGGCCAUCUUCUCUGAAACCCCUUGCUCCCUAGUUGGAGGCCAGUUCACUGAGUGUCUCGGUGCCUUCUGACCAUUCCCCUGCCUCCCGGGAAGGCUGUGCCUCCCCCCGACCUUCACCUUUUCUGGAAACCGGCUCCGUGACCAGGACUGCUGACUGGAUGUAGGUGGCUUGCCAGUGUUCUGUCUUCGUGUUGGUUCCCCUUCUCAGCGACCCUGGUGGGCAUCUGUCUUUCUGCUUCUUGGAUGGAUCGGUGGGAAGGGGACUUUCUCUGUGCCUUCUGCUGCUUUCACCUUGACUCCGUUUCUAAGGACCUGCUUUUGCAGUGCCCAGCAAUGGGCUCCUGUCUCUGCAUUGGUGAGGUAGACACCACGAUGCUUGUGUAGGACUGGCCACGUAGACCUAGGUCUGUGCCCUUGGAAGGAAGAAGGAGAGGAUAGAACAACUAUUUUUCAGGUACGUUCUCACGAGUAUGAAAGGGAUGAGAACAGAAUGAUAUUUUGCUUGAGCCCCUUUUAUGUAAUUUUAUGCCCUAAGCAAUCAUGGGUAAGGAAGAUUAGGAAAUGAGUAUUCGGCUGUAUGAUCAGAUGACCUUGAUGGUCAUGAUAGCAGGCCCUGUUGGAUGGACUUAACCAGGUCCCAUUUAAAGAAGACCUUGGCUGACGACUGCCAAACUUAACAAGUUUCCUAGGGUUCAUCUUUUCUGUGCGGCCCCAAUUUAAAUGUUUGUCUUUUUUCAUGCAUGGAGGGAGUGUUUAGGGCAUUUUGCCUGCAUUGGAGUGGUCGGAUCACGUUUGUUAGUGGCUUAAUUCUGGGGAACUCUGAUUAUCAGUAACCAGUAAACUCAGCAAUUAGGCUUUGUCUUGCGUCUGUUUCCCGGCACGCAGUGAUCUAUACUCUUCGCUAACUUAGGUUUAACUUUCAGAGCAUUGAGAAGCCCUAUGAUCAAUGGAGCAGGAGUUUACAACUUCUAAAGCAGAGCUUUAGGAGAUUAUAGCGCUGGGGUCAAAGAUGAUCCGAACUGGGUAGACCUUGCUUUCCAGUUGGGGAAAAUGAAACCUAGAGGGGCAGAGCCAUCUGCCUGAUAACACACAGUGACAGGGCGAUGAUAUAAACUCAUUAUAUAAAUCAAGACACUUCUCAGGGUGAAAGGGGCUCUCUAAGUAAGAGUUAUGUUGGGACCACAGGUGGUAUGGUGUUCCUACAGAGUAAAACAGGCUCCUGAUUCCUUUCCUGUUUUGGGGGAGGGGGCGGGAGCAGGUAACAGCUUUAUUGAGAUAUAAUUCACAUUCAAUACAGUGUACCCAUUCAGAGCAUACCGCUCUAUGGUUCUUAGUAAAUUCACAGAAUCAGCACAUUCAAUUUUAGGACAUUUUUCUCACCCCCAAAAGAAACCCUGUUUCUUUUAGCGAUCACCCUCCCACUUUCCCCCCAGCUCCCCUUGUUUUAGGCAACCACAAGUCUCCUUUCCAUGUAGAUUUACUUAUUCUGGACAUUUCAUGGAUAUGGAAUUACAGUGAGUGGCCUUUUGUUACUGGCUUUUUUUUUUUUUUUUUUUCUCUCGCGUAAUGUUUUCUGGGGCAUCUGUGUUGAACAUGUAUUCAUACUUCAGUCCUUUCUAUAGUUGAGUAGUAUUUCAUUCUCUGGAUAGAUGUGUCACAGUUUGUUUAUCCACUCAUUAGCCGAUUGAUACGCGAGUUUCUACUUUUCGGCUGUUUCGAAUGAUGCUGCUACGAACAUAUUUGUACAGGUUUUUGCGUACAUAAUGUUUUCAUUUCAUUUGGGUAUAUACCUAGGAUGUAUACCCUACAUACACCUUUCGCCAGGGCGUAUACCCUGGCGUUGCUGGGUCCUACGGAACUCUAUGUUUAACUUUUUGAGAAACUUCCAGAUUGUUUUCCAAAGCAGUGGCACCAUUUUAGCC